UCACGCACUCAUCAAACCAGCUGAGCACAAUAGACAGGUUGUAAUCUCACACGCGCCUUUCUAGAUCUCCUGAUAGCAUUGGCUGCUUCGUUCCUGUGCGUGGUGUAGACAUGGAGGCGUUUGUAGAAGGCUGUCUGGGGUUUCUGUACGAUCUGCUGGUGGUAGUCUGUGUUGGGCUGCUGCUUCUGCAGGUUGCUGAGGGCCGGACGGUGAGGUGGCUGGGGCUGCUCGUGGUUUCUGGAGUGACUUUGAGCUGUUUGGUCAAUUCAAGCGCUCUUAAAGUAGGCAUUGUGAGUGUGCUGUGUAGUGUCAUCCACUAUGUAGGGCGAGAAGGGGUCAUGCUGCCUGCCCAAAACAAGGCUGUACUAAUCACAGGUUGUGAUUCGGGUUUUGGUCAUGAUCUGGCCAGGUUUUUAGACGUUGCAGGGAUGAGGGUGUUUGCCGGGGUUCUGGAUGAACUCGGUCCUGGAGCUCUGGAGCUAAAGAAAGCUGCAUCUCCAAACCUCACUGUCCUACAGUUGGACAUCACCAACAGCAGCCAGAUCACACAGGCACACCGGUAUAUCCAGAGCCAAACAGGCAAAACAGGACUCUGGGCACUGGUGAACAAUGCUGGAGUGCUUGGAUACAUGUGUGAUGGAGAAAUUCAGCCAAUUAAAAUGUAUAAAAAAUACCUAGAUGUGAAUUUUAUUGGUAGCGUAGAGAUAACAAAAGUCUUUCUGCCUCUGAUACGCCAAUCAAAAGGACGACUCGUCAGUAUAUCAAGCAUGGCAGGAGAAGUUCCGAUUCCUGGAUUCGCGGGAUAUGGAGCGUCUAAAGCGGCACUGACCUCAUUCUGUGGAGCGAUCAGACAGGAACUCUUACGCUGGGGAGUCAAAGUCAUCAUCGUUCAACCUGGAGCUUUCAAAACAAAUAUUCUGGGCAGCAGAGAGCAAUGGGAGAGCGCCGAAGGGGACGUCCUCAGCGGUUUGUCUCCGGAAGCGAUGGCGUCUUACGGAGAGGAGUACAUCUGCUCGAUGCAGCAGCGGCUGGUCCAGAUGUCCUCAUUAUCAAGCCCAGACACGGGGCCCGUUCUGGAGGCUCUAAAACACGCGAUACUGUCCCAGACGCCGAAACCCUUCUAUUACCCAGGGGCCUCGGCGUGGGCUUUUCCAUUACUCUACCGGCACUGUCCCACCUCGCUGUCUGACAGAAUCUUCUCACAAAUGUUUAUAAGCAGCGAUAUAAAACCAGCAGAAGUCCUAGAGUCCUGAUUUGUGCUUCUGUUUGGUGACGCCAACGGGGCCAGGAAUGGCACACUUCACAUUUACAUACCUCUCUCGACUUUCUGAGAAAAACGCAGGGCGAGCGAACGCCACAGCGUCAGUGCUCACACGACAUUUAACACGGUUCGAAAGAGACUGCAUUGCGCUAUUAUUAACAAUGGACCUUUUCAUCGCCUGGCAUUCGCUAGUAAUGCUGCACUCUACUGUAUGUAAAGCCUUCACUGCACUUCUUCGUCGUCGCAUCCAGGUCAAAUUUUUACUGUUGUUUUCUAAGUUGGCACAUUCACACGGGAAAAAAAAAACACAAAACAUGUUUAAACCAAUCCACUUGUACCUUUUAACAAUGCAUGUAGUUGUCAUUGCACAUAAAAAUAACCUAAAAAAAAAUGUCCGCUGCAUAAAAAUAAACAUCUAUAUACACGUA
Messenger RNA from Puntigrus tetrazona (Sumatra barb), 1689 nucleotides. RefSeq names its product hydroxysteroid (17-beta) dehydrogenase 2 (gene hsd17b2). Lineage: Eukaryota; Metazoa; Chordata; Actinopteri; Cypriniformes; Cyprinidae. The transcript has 5 exons. Gene Ontology annotation, molecular function: oxidoreductase activity. The record is from RefSeq and is a predicted model, not a curated record. Bases 111 to 1253 code for a protein of 380 amino acids.